This is a messenger RNA of Helianthus annuus (common sunflower), 2200 nucleotides long. Its product is annotated as ABC transporter G family member 25. Lineage: Eukaryota; Viridiplantae; Streptophyta; Magnoliopsida; Asterales; Asteraceae. The coding region runs from base 120 to 2039 and encodes 639 amino acids. Gene Ontology annotation, molecular function: ATP binding; ABC-type transporter activity; ATP hydrolysis activity. The record is from RefSeq and is a predicted model, not a curated record. Gene Ontology annotation, cellular component: membrane. The transcript has 3 exons.
UACCCUCCCCCUUAACGUGUCACCAUCUUUUGACGUCGGAAACCACUGUCAACAUCCGCCACCUUCUCCAUAAAUACCCUAAUCUCCCACUUCGCUUACUACCAUAAAAACAAAACAUCAUGGCUCAACAACAUAUUCUCGAUCCACCCACUAGGCAUUCAUCUUCGUUACCAAUCCACUUACAGUUCAUUGAUAUUUGCUACAAACUCAAGACUGAAAAGAACUCUAGCAAUGGUGUGAUCCGAACCAUGUUCAGAUCAGGAGCUAUGGAUACGGGUGAAUCUGUGAUCCAAGAACGAAUCAUCUUAAACGGGAUCACUGGUAUGGUGCACCCGGGCGAGCUUAUGGCGGUUUUGGGUCCGUCCGGAAGUGGGAAGUCUACGUUACUUAACACGCUUGCCGGGAGGUUGCCGGAACAUUGUUUUAGCGGAAAAGUUCUCGCUAAUGGGCGGAAAAUGUCGAAAAUGGUACUUAAACGAACGGGUUUUGUCACGCAGGAUGAUGUUCUUUACCCGCAUCUUACCGUUCGGGAGACGUUGAUUUUUUGUGCUCUACUCCGUCUUCCCAGGAGUUUAUCCCGGCAGGAGAAGACAGAGGUGGCGGAUUCCGUUAUUGCGGAGUUAGGAUUGUCCAAGUGUAAAAACACCAUAAUCGGGAAUACGUUCAUCCGUGGAGUCUCAGGUGGGGAACGGAAGCGUGUGUGUAUUGCACACGAGAUGUUGAUGAACCCGAGCUUGUUGAUACUAGACGAGCCGACGUCGGGUUUAGACUCGACGGCGGCUCACAGGCUGGUGUCCACCUUGGGUGGGUUGGCCCACCAGAAGGGAAAGACGGUGGUGAUGUCUGUUCACCAACCGUCUAGCAGGGUGUUUCAGAUGUUUGAUUCGGUUUUGGUUUUGUCGGAAGGCCGGUGCAUUUACUUUGGAAAAGGGUCAGAAGCUAUGAGUUAUUUUGAUUCCGUUGGUUUCCGGCCGUCUUUUCCGAUGAAUCCUGCCGAUUUUCUUCUUGAUCUUGCAAACGGUGUGUGGCACCAAGAUACAACAAACGACAAAGAUAGACCAAACAUAAAGCAAACACUGAUAUCUUCUUACAAUGAUCUUUUGGCUCCAAGAGUAAAGGAUGCGUGUUCGGAUAUCGCGUACGCGUUAAAAGAUCAUACAUUUGUAAAGAAUCAUGAGACGGACGGGUAUAGAAUACGCAAAUGCGCAAACAGUGUCACGACGUGGUUUCACCAGUUUGUUGUUCUAACCCAAAGAAGCCUCAAAGAAAGAAAACACGAGACAUUUAACCCGCUUCGAGUUUUCCAAGUAAUGGCAGCCUCGUUGUUAGCGGGUUUCAUGUGGUGGCAUUCAGAUUUUCGGGACAUCCAAGACCGACUCGGUUUGUUAUUCUUCUUUUCGAUAUUUUGGGGCGUGUUCCCAUCGUUCAAUGCAGUGUUUGCAUUCCCUCAAGACCGUGCAGUCUUCACGAAAGAACGAGCUUCGGGGAUGUACUCGUUGUCAUCAUAUUUUAUGUCCCGAAUAGUUGGAGACGCGCCUAUGGAACUCAUUUUGCCUACCAUGUUUAUAUGCAUCACUUACUGGAUGUGUGGGCUAAAACCUGACCUCGUUGCCUUCCUCUUAACCUUGUUGAUCUUGCUAGCAUAUGUUCUCGUUUCACAAGGCCUCGGGUUCGCGUUUGGUGCGUUUAUAAUGGACGCGAAACAAGCCUCUACUGUAGUAACCGUGACCAUGCUUGCAUUCGUGUUAACCGGAGGGUAUUACGUGCACAAAGUACCUAGUUUUAUGUCUUGGAUGAAAUACAUUUCUUCAACAUUUUACAGCUACAGGUUACUAAUCCGGGUCCAAUAUGGUCAAGGACGGGAUAUAUGGUAUCUCUUGGGUUGUUUUCAAGAUCGUGGUAGACAUGCAAGCUGUAAGUUUAUCGAAGACGAUAUUGAAGGACAAUUAUCGACUGGUUCGUGCAUUGGCAUCUUGCUUAUUAUGUUCUUCGGUUAUAGAAUAUUGGCAUACCUUGCGCUUAGGCGAAUCAAGGCAUGAACCGUGUAACCGUGUUUUGUGACGUAUAGUAGUAGGACGAAGCGCACAUGAGAUGUUGCGAUUAACGCAUUCAAGAAAAAGUAGUUGAAUAAAUGUAAAGAUCGAAUCUAUUCUAUUUUUCACCUUCUUUGAUGAUGACAGAAAGAAAUGAUUUUUGUUUC